GAGCUCGACGCAGCCGCCAGCUUCAAAUUUUCAACUGUGAAAAGAAUCGAUCAAAUCUCCUUCAAAAUCCAAUCUCUUUCUUCAUCUUCGUCUUCGUCUGUGUUUUAAUUCCAGUUUUAUCUGCAAUUUCCAAAUUUAUGGAUCUAACGAGCGAGGUGGGAUUAAGGUUGGUUUUUUCUAUAAUUAGUUCCCACAUCGUUGUUCGGUCGACAUGUUGUACGGCGGGGACUGUCUUACCAGUUUACUCUACGUUUAAAGCAAUCGAAAGCAAUGAUCAAAAUAAGCAGCGAAAAUGGCUGCUUUAUUGGACAGUUUAUGGAUCAUUCAGUGUCGCUGAAGUGUUUACAGAUAAAAUCUUGUCAUGGUUUCCUUUCUACUACUACGUAAAGUUUGCUUUUCUAGUUUGGCUUCAACUUCCAUCUACCAAUGGAGCUGGGCAGUUGUAUACGAGCCAUCUCCGUCCAUUUUUACUGAGGCACCAAUAUAGGCUUGAUCAAAUAUGGGAGCAUAUUUACAAUGAAAUGGUCAAAAUCAUCAGUGCACGCCAAGCAGAAAUCAAGUUUGCAAGGGUACUUUUUAUGAAGCUCAUGUCUUCAGGUACAGAUUGGUUGUGAUCAUAUUCAGCCUGACCAAAGAAAACCAUAUUGUUCCAUUGAAGGCCCAAGACAAGAGGAUUCUGAUAGGCAAUAUGAAAGUGAAGAUUGAUACUAUUACAUGAUAAGGUUAAGACUUGUUUGAAUCAAUAUUUCUCUUGUUUCUUAUAGGGUUCAAGCUAUAUAGGAUAGGAGUUUGUUUUGAGAAUAUAAAUGGCUGUAUUUAUUACUCCAAUGCAUUAUACAUCUUGUUUCCUUUCUCCAUCAAAUAUACUUUCUCUUCUUCAGGAAUUGCCAGCAUGAUAGUUCAGCUUGAAAUUCAUCUUCUCAAACUUUCCA
This is a messenger RNA of Hibiscus syriacus, 932 nucleotides long. Its product is annotated as HVA22-like protein k. Bases 138 to 614 code for a protein of 158 amino acids. The transcript is spliced from 9 exons. The record is from RefSeq and is a predicted model, not a curated record. NCBI's taxonomy places the organism in Eukaryota, Viridiplantae, Streptophyta, Magnoliopsida, Malvales, Malvaceae.